Colletotrichum scovillei is the source of this 4255-nucleotide messenger RNA. Its product is annotated as OPT oligopeptide transporter. The record is from RefSeq and is a predicted model, not a curated record. Lineage: Eukaryota; Fungi; Ascomycota; Sordariomycetes; Glomerellales; Glomerellaceae. The transcript has 2 exons. Gene Ontology annotation, molecular function: oligopeptide transmembrane transporter activity. Gene Ontology annotation, biological process: transmembrane transport. The coding region runs from base 938 to 4015 and encodes 1025 amino acids.
CGAACAGCCAGGAUUAGGGCCAUGGGUUGGAGGAACUUGGAGCUGCGCCCGGGUCACUGGCCUUUCUGGGCAAGGCUAAACCCCCACGGACAACUGUCAUUCGUCCACCAAUCCGUAACUCGUUUUUUCUCUCGCUUUCAACCUGCGCCAGCGAAAUCCCAUCUGCACCUCUUACGUUGCAUCAUCUUUUCAGCCCAUUCACACAACGUCCGUCAUCCCUAGACAUCCGCGAAACCGCCGCCGGUCAACAAUUCGACACCGGUGUGGUUCCCUGCCUGUGCAGUAGUUGCAACUUGCCGCUCCAGCUUCUUGGGGUUCCCACCGAUCUGAUUCCACUCUAAACCCGCUAGUGUUCCUUUCUUGGCCACCAAGCGGCUUUCCCCCGUCUACCGACCGAGACAAGCGGCCCAAUACUGCCAAACAAACGCGGUGCCACGCCUCAGCUCACGAAAGGGAAAGAGAGCAGCAUCAAGGCAAGGCAGGGUAGGCCAGUUCACAGGAAUAGGAUCUCUCAUUGCUGUCAACGUCUAGGCUUCCAUUCAACCGUCCGAGUUGUGUCAACUUUGGCCAGUCAAGGUUCCGUGCCGUUCCGUUAACGCAGCUGGGCCACAUCACACAUUGAAUCAGCACACAAACAGACUAUCCGUACACUUCUCAGUCUCUCUGUUUCUCAGUCUCUCUCUCUCUAUCGUCCACACCCCCGACGAUAGCCACCCCCACCAAGCUACCAUUCCCACGCCCACGCCCACUCCCUCCAGACCAGUCCGCCGUGGUGCCCCCCUCCAUCCCUCCAUCCAGAGCCCACGGUCAAGGUCCAUGGUCCACAGUCCACUCACACUACUCGCGCUUCCCUGUCGUCUCUGUUUCUGACCCGUCACUCGUUGCUUCUUCUUGCCUGUCCGGGCUACUGCCACUGGCACUCGACUGGUGAGGAGCCAUGAGCCAAAGAAGGGCAUCCGGCCACAAAAGCAAGCCAAAGGCACCCUUUCCUCCCGACCCCGACGCCGAUACGGUUGCUUUGGCUCUAGAACCUCUGCCUCUUCUUGCACCUGCAGACGGUCCCACGAACGACAGCACUGCCGCUGCUGAAGCUGAUGUUGCGAAUCCUUCGACUACCUCGUCAUCCGUACAAACCGCCUCUGACCCAUAUAACACGGCACGCCACCAUCGAUCUCGCCCUUCCACUCUGCGAAGCCGACCCUCUACCGUUUCCCACGUUUCCAGCGCCGGCGAAUAUGGUGACGAUACGAUCGAACCGAACCCUCAGUCUCCCGUCCCGCAUCUAGACGACGGCACAAUGCCUUCGAAACCUUCUCUCUUGCGCUCUUCGCGCGACGACGCCCCUUCAUACGGCGCCGUAUCCCAAGAUCCCAGCCGCAAUGUAUCACCUACCGGGAGUGAUUCAAGGACGGGGAACGCACAUCCAAUGCGAUAUGUAUCCGACACCACAAGGUCAGCUUCUUCGAGGUUCUCCACUGCCUCAAGAAGGGAGAGCUCUCGUCUGUCCGAGGAGUUGGAUGCUGCCGCCCUUACAACCGGGCUGGAGGGGCGCUUUGGUGUGACCCAAGCUCCAGUGACGACAAACAUGCUCGAGGAUGCGAAAUCAGACGCGGCCGAGGACGAAGUGGACUACGAUGACUACACAGGCAGCGAACCCGACGAGGAUCCGGCUGAUAAUUCGCCUCAUGAAGUCGUCCGCGCCUCGGUGCCACCAACGGACAAUAUCACCCUGUCCAUCAACACUCCGAGGAUGUGGACGCUAUCGUUUUUGUUUUCAGUUCUCGGUUCAUCUACCAACUUGUUCUUCUCGCUACGAUACCCCAGUGUUGCUAUUACGCCCGUCAUUGCCUUGUUGCUCGUCCACCCACUUGGUCUCAUGUGGGACUACCUUCUCAAAUAUCACAGCGACCCUGCGGAGGAAUUUCUGGAUGGUGUUCUCCAGACUGAUGCCGUGAACCGGCCGCCGGCGAAACGAUCCGUGACCCGAUUCCGCAGAUGGCUUGCGCAAGGGCGGUGGAACGAAAAGGAGCAUACUUGCGUAUACGUGAGCAGCAACGUCUCGUUCGGCUUCGCUUUCGCUACCGACGUUAUUGUCGAGCAAUCCAGGUUUUACCACCAGGAAGCUACAAUAACCUACCAAAUCCUUCUGAUUCUGUCGACUCAAAUCCUCGGCUACGCCUUUGCCGGCCUUACGCGUCGAUUCCUGGUUCGACCCAGCGGUAUGAUUUGGCCCGGAACUUUGAUGUCUGCGGCCAUGUUUGGGACGCUCCACAAGGAGGAGAAUAGGAUUGCGGACGGCUGGAGGAUAUCGAGGUGGAAGUUUUUCUACCUCGUUUGGUUCGGAGGGUUCGUUUUUUACUUCCUUCCCGGCCUCCUGAUGCCAUGUCUCAGCUACUUCAACGUCAUUACGUGGUUUGCGCCGAAAAAUGUGGUGGUUGCCAACCUAUUUGGCACUGUUUCUGGUCUGGGACUGUUCCCCCUGACCUUCGACUGGGCUCAGGUCACGUACAUCGGAUCUCCCCUUUUGGUCCCAUUCUGGGCUGCGAUGAACGUCAUUGGCGGUCUCGUCAUCGUCAUGUGGCUCAUUGCGCCCAUCGCCUACUAUGCCAAUGUGUUCUAUUCAUCGUAUAUGCCAAUCUUGUCUUCUGCAGUAUUCGACAACAAGGGCAAGGUCUACGAUGUGAGCAAGAUCCUGACAUCUGAGUUCCUUUUCGACAGAGACGCAUACAGCAAGUACAGCCGAGUAUUCCUGCCCAUCACCUAUGUGCUUAGCUACGGCGUUCAGUUCGCUGCCCUGGCGGCGCUGUUGACGCACACGGUUUGUUGGCAUGGCAAGGAUAUGUGGAAUACGUGGAAAACGGCCAUGGCGGAAGCUCGCAAUGAAGGCCAGGCGGUUUACCAGCCUGUCUCGGGCAGCUCUGAGCACAUCAGACCCCAGCGAUCAUUCAGCAGUCACGGAGGCCUCUCAAGAUCUUCAUCCAACCUCGAGGGCAUGAUGUUCCGAGAAGAUGUUCACUGCCGGCUGAUGAAGCGGUACAAGGAUGCUCCCCUUUCCUGGUAUCUAGCAACGUUUGUCUCGAUGCUGGCAGUGGGCAUUUUUGUCGUUGAAUAUUACCCCAUCCACCUCCCGUGGUACGGCUUGCUCAUGUCACUGGGGAUCUGCGCCAUAUUCUUCAUCCCCAAUGGCAUCAUCAUGGCAGUGACCAAUCAGCACAGCAGCAUCUACCUGAUCUGCCAGCUCAUCUGCGGCGCCGUGUUCCCUGGUCGCCCAAUUGCAAACAUGGUGUUUGUCACCUAUGGCUACAUCUCGUCAGCUCAAGGCAUCAAGUUUGCCUCUGAUCUCAAGCUCGGCCACUACAUGAAGAUUCCGCCCCGCAUCAUGUUUUCGGUGCAAAUGGUGGCCACGAUCGUGUCGUCCCUGACCCAGAUUGGGGUUCUCAAUUGGAUGUUUGCCAACGUCAAGGGUAUUUGUACGCCAGAGGCUGUCAAUGGCUUCACAUGCCCGAUCGCGCGUGUGCACUUCAACGGCUCCAUUCUCUGGGGUGUGGUUGGACCGGGCGAGUUCUUCGGACCGAACGCAACGUACCGCGGACUCGUGUGGUGCUUCCUGAUUGGCGCCAUCGCGCCGAUUCCCCUGUGGCUCUACGCGCGCAAGAACAGGCACAGCAUUCUCCGAAAGAUCAACCUACCGGUCGUCUUCGGGUCCAUGGCGUGGAUCCCACCAGCGACGGGGCUCAACUUCUCGGUAUGGGCGGUGGUAUGCUAUGUUUUCAACUACCUGGUCAAGAGGAGAAAGAGCGCGUGGUGGGCAAAGUACACCAUGACCAUGAGCGCGGCGUUGGACUCGAGUCUGGCGUUCGGCAUUGUCGUGGUGUUCUUUGGCUUCGUCUACCCUGGGCACAUGAAGGGCUUUAAAUGGUGGGGCACAGAAGUGUACAAGCAAGGCUGCGACUGGCAAGCGUGCUCGUAUAAUACGGUGCCUGAGGGAGGGCAUUUCGGCCCCGAUAAGUGGUGAUCCAUUCUGACGACACGAAACGAAACGACUUUAUGGAAAUUCUUUGAUACAGUUUUCGGCAUGGCAAGCAGGCAUAGGAAUGGUAUAGUUUUUGGAUUAAAAUGCAAGAGAUGGAGUUUUGCCAUUGGCCGGGGUUGAUUCAAGCCCUUGGGGUAAUUAUUCACGCAUUUAGAAGCACAUCAUAGAGAGAUGCUGCAUUGCGAAAUUUGAUGCAAAGACCACUUUGGGUCUCGGUUCACG